Molecule: messenger RNA, 4028 nt
Organism: Polyodon spathula (Mississippi paddlefish)
Lineage: Eukaryota; Metazoa; Chordata; Actinopteri; Acipenseriformes; Polyodontidae
Product: serine/threonine-protein kinase PINK1, mitochondrial-like
Exons: 8
Coding region: 1092-2804 (570 amino acids)
Biological process (GO): protein phosphorylation; autophagy of mitochondrion; regulation of apoptotic process
Cellular component (GO): mitochondrion
Molecular function (GO): protein serine/threonine kinase activity; ATP binding
Source: RefSeq, a predicted model, not a curated record
CCUGGAUCGCGCGGCACUUUACGCACACUUGGUUCCCCAGCUCUGGAAUCCCCAGCAGAGACCGUUAACUUUGCACAGACCAGGGUGCACAUAUCUUGUGAAUAUGAAUCAUUAUUUAAAACACACACAUGACAAAGUGACACAAGAAAUAAAACCAUUUGAACUGCAACCCUAGCAACUCCUCAGGACAAACCAACAAUUGCCUGCAACUGUUACCCUAGGAAUAUCGUUUUACUAUUGCACCCCUAUCAACAAAAUUCAAAAACUAUCAAAACUAUAUGCACUUAUUUGAUCUAACGCUGCAUAAAAUGUUGGUUGUGUUUAUCAGAUGUAUGUUGUUUGUUUGGUACUUUUUAAAAGCUGCUACAUGAAUUGAACCAUUUCUUUGUGUGAAUAACCUAUUUGUGUUCAACACAUCAGAGGGAGUAUUUUUCUCUUUUUGGAAUCGUGUAUUGUAGCGUUCCGGGGUAACAAAAGGGAGGCAGACGACUGCCCCCUCACAGCUGCACUCACUCAGGAUAUUGACAAAACACGGAACAGCGACACAAAACUAUACAACACAUAACAUAAAUAGCCCAAUAUAUUGCAUUCAAAUCCGUCAACCAAAUGACACUGUUGCUAAGGAGAUGUGUUAUUCAUGAUUUUUUUGUUAGUCAUGGUUUAGUUUUCUAGACUUUAUUAAUGUUAAAGUAAAACAACAUGAUCUUACCACCACACUAGAUCCACUUCAUGUGCAAAGUAAAAAAAAAGCAAAAUAAAGUAUUGAACAGUAACUACAGCACUGGGACUUGCGAGAAACCACGAUUCCCUUUAAUAAUAUAAAAAGCUAAGGCAUUUAUUAAAUGUAAAUAUUGUAUUAUACCGACACUUGAACAACAACAGACACGCCAAUAAUGACGCAUAAGGUGAAUUAAAAACAGGUGCUGUGUGUGUGCUUAUUUUAGACUGUUGUUAUGUCAUGUGACGUUUUGGGGGAGACGACUUCGUGAUAAGCCGGUUUGCUUCGGGUGUCCUUGGACUUCCCUUCAUUAGCAAACUCGAUUCAAGAUUGCACUGCGUUUACAGUAAAACGGGGGCUUCUGGCGCCAAACAUGUCUGUUAGACAUGCUGUACGCCGUGGGCUGGAGCUGGGUCGCUCGGUACUGCAGCUCGGGCUUCUGAAACCAGCGGCCCGGGUUGCAGCUAAGCUCCGAGGAGAACAACUCAGACUCGGCCAAACCUCCAGUCGUGUACAGCCUCAGACUUUCCUGCCGGGUCGUUAUCGGUAUUACCGAGUGUCCCUCAGCGGGCUUGCGGCUCGGCUGCAGCGGCGGGUGUUCUGGAGGAUUCCCGGUUCGGGCUCCCCCAGGAACAGAGCUGUGUUUUUGGCUUUCGGGGUAGGCUUGGGUCUUAUUGAACAACAGCUGGAAGAAGACAGAACGGUCGUUGCGACAUGUCAGGAAAUUCAGGCACUUUUCCAUAACAAGGCAAAGAAACAUGAAAGCCCACUAAAGCCUUUCACCACCGGCUACAAACUUGAGGAUUACGUGAUUGGACAGCAGAUUGGGAAAGGCUGUAACGCUGCAGUGUACGAGGCUGCUGCUCCAUUCGCUGCCCCCUGGAAACCUGAGCAAGUCUCCCAUGUGCAGGCACCCCCCAGGGGGGAAGCGCUCCUGGACACCGGCCUCGCUCUGACAAGCCGUCCAGCUCGGCUCCCGCUGGCUGUGAAAAUGAUGUGGAAUUUCACGGCAGGAUCUUCUAGUGAGUCUAUCCUGAGAGCCAUGGGUCAGGAAUUGGUUGCAGCUCCUCCACUUGCUAUGAGCAGAGAGAGAGGAACAGCUGCACUAAAUGGGCAAUUUGGCUGCAUCAGGAAGAAGCUGGAGCCUCAUCCCAAUGUAAUCCAGGUUUUCCGUGCUUUUACUGCGGAUGUGCCUCUGCUUCCUGGUGCCUGGGCUGAUUAUCCUGAUAUGCUGCCUGCCAGAUUGAAUCCAGAUGGCAUCGGACACAACCGCACCCUGUUCUUAGUAAUGAAGAACUACCCCUGCACUCUGCGGCAGUCCCUGCAAGUUUCCCUUCCUGAUAACAGGGAGGCGACUCUGCUGAUUCUGCAGCUGCUAGAAGGAGUGGAUCACCUGAACAGACAAGGAAUCGCUCACAGAGACCUCAAAUCUGACAACAUCCUGCUGGAGCAUGAUUCAGUUGGCUGCCCACGCCUGGUGAUCACAGAUUUUGGCUGCUGUCUGGCUGAGCGACACUUGUGGUUGAAGCUACCCUUUAACAGUAACUCUGUCGAUCGGGGUGGAAAUCCUUGCCUCAUGGCACCUGAAGUUGCAACUGCAGUCCCAGGUCCUGGUGUUGUUAUUGACUACAGCAAAGCAGACGCCUGGGCAGUGGGUGCUAUUGCCUAUGAAAUCUUUGGGCUGCCCAACCCCUUCUAUACUGCAGGCCCAGAGGGACUAGAGAGCAGGACUUACCAGGAGAAGCAGCUCCCCCCGCUGCCCAGCACUGUGCCUCCUGAAGCUCGGCUUGUGGUAAAACUGCUGCUGCGCAGAAAUGCAAACAAGCGUCCAAGUGCUAGAGUUGCUGCCAAUUUGCUCCACAUUUGUCAGUGGGGUGGAAAUCUCCAGAAUGUGGACAGAAUGAAGAUGCAGAAGAUUGCUGACUGGCUUCUGUGCCGCGCCGCUGCUGCACUGCUGCAUGCUGGGUACAAUGCUGGAAACAUGGUGGAGGCGGAGCUGCAGGGAAGCUUCCUCUCCAAUGUUGACUUGGGAGAAUUGCGAAUGGCCAUGGCUUUUCUGAGCUGCGAAUGGCCAUGGCUUUUCUGAGCUGCAAAUGGAUAAUGAGGGACUUGGUUUGCAUACAUUAGGAUUGAAAAUAUCUUUACAAAUGUUUUAUUUUGAGGGCCAUAGAGACUAAGGAUGUAUUCAUUAAGCUAUACCAGUUAAACAAGUAUAUUCUUGCAGGUAAACUUUAAACAUAACCAGUGUUAAGUUGGUGUAUGAAAUUAUAAAGGUAUUUAAUUCUUGCAAUAACACUACUUAAGUAAUAUUAAAAGCAACUAAAUAAAUGUAACUAUAAUCAACUAGAAAUCGCAUUCAGUGUCUUCAAUGAAAAAUACUUCGUCCAAAGGUUUGUCAUUGAAUAUAUUUAGUUUUGUUUUAGUGCUGCCUGAUUUAGCACUGUUUGAAUGUCUUAUCAUUUAUAGAUGGAAUAACAGUUAUACAUUUUUAAAUACAUUGUGUUUUGUUGCUUUGUCUAGAAACUGUCGUCUUGUUUCUAAUUUCUCAAUUAGAUUAUCUACAGGUUCAAGAAAAGAAAGAUCUGGGCUUGCCCCUCAGUCCACCAUCCCUAGUUUGCCUGUAGAGUACAUGCUCUUGUAUAUUUCACAAAGGCUUCUAGAAAUUCUAGUGAGGUAGCACAGGCCAUUAGUGUGUGAGUCUAGUAGAAAUUCAGCCUGGUCAGUAUGGGGAAUACAGGGUAGGGAACCUCUUUAUAGAGCCCUUUACCAUUGUAAAGAGAAGCCAUUGUAAGUUCUCAUCUUGAAAGUCUAUUAAUAUAUCAUUAUUUUAUUUUCCCAUCUGAUCAAUGCAAAUCCCCUCCAGUUCAAAGCCAAGCUUUGGUGGAUCUUUUGGGAUACUUUGUCAGUAGUGAUUUAUAUUGAGUGGAGAAGAAACACUCCUCUCAACAGGACCAGACUGUAGGAGAUCUCCGGUUGUGCCCAACUAUGCCAGUUAUUUGGAAGCCAUGAUUCAUAUCUAGCAUCACGUACAAACAUCAUUUAAAAAUCUAUUAUAGAUGGAAAUGUUGAAGCAAAGUGAAAAUGAAAGUGUUUUCAUGAAACUCAACAGUAGAGACAUGAACUAGGGAAUGCAGUUUGUCUGCAUUUUUUAAAUGGUUGAUCCAUGUGUAGUAACUAGGCUGUUUUUGUCAAUUUUUAAAGUGUUCUCAGACACUGUAUAACGUGUGCAAAUAAACAUUCAUAAUUAUUGUUUCAUGCCUGUAUCCUGUUGGAGACAGUAUUUCCCAGCUUAAUAAAGUGGUUCUCCUAA